Wallemia ichthyophaga EXF-994 is the source of this 1095-nucleotide messenger RNA. RefSeq names its product Glycerophosphoryl diester phosphodiesterase. The transcript has a single exon. Lineage: Eukaryota; Fungi; Basidiomycota; Wallemiomycetes; Wallemiales; Wallemiaceae. Gene Ontology annotation, molecular function: phosphoric diester hydrolase activity. The record is from RefSeq and is a predicted model, not a curated record. Gene Ontology annotation, biological process: lipid metabolic process. The coding region runs from base 1 to 1095 and encodes 364 amino acids.
AUGCAGCAAAAGAAUCCAUUACGACACACGCUAUUCGCAGUCAGCGCACUCAUGGUCGCGCUAACCGCGAGUCCUGUGCGCCCACCUCUAGAUAUACAAGCGCAUCGCGGAGGACGUGGGAGUACAGUGGAGAACACACUUCCCAGCUUCGCAUAUGGCGCCAUCAGCGGAGCCAACACGCUCGAGCUAGAUUUCGGAGUGACAAAGGAUGGAUAUGGGGUGGUGUGGCAUGACGAGUAUGUGAUGCCGUCGAAAUGUCUCGAUACAGCGCCUGUCGUUGAGGAAGAUUCCAUGUGGCCAUACGUAGGGAAACACAUUGCGAAUCUCACUCUCGCACAGAUCAAGACACUCGAUUGCGGUAGUCUGCGUCAGAGCGACUUUCCAAUACAGGAGACUUACCCUGGCACUAAACUGUCUACUCUAGACGAACUGUUUGAGUUUGUUGCGUGUUUUGAUAAGUCGGGCGACAUUCAAUUUAACGUUGAAACAAAGAUCAACGCUGCACGAACCAACUCCACAAGAGAUCCCCUUACUUUUGUUGAGGUGCUCUUGGAUAGCAUCGAUAAGCACCAUCUAGGCACGCGCAUCACCCACCAAAGCUUCGAUUGGCGGGCUUUGCAGAUAUCGAAGCAUCUCAGACCACAUCUCAAGACUAGCGCACUGUAUGACGUAACAACAGCAACAAACAAUUCAGCGUGGCUGGGUGAUGGGGAUAUUACAGGUAUAGAAGAUUACAACGGACUUCCCCCUGCCACUGCAGCUGCUUUGAUAGCAAGGGAAAUAGACUCAGAUAUGAUAUCACCUGCGGAAAUAACCACCAACAGCUCAUCGACGCUGUCCUCACCGGAGUAUCACCCAUUCCUCACAGAGGAGGUCGUUCAUGUGGCACACGACUUGGAUAUGCUCGUCAAGCCAUGGACGGUGGAUACACUCAAUGUCGUAGACGAGAUGUAUGGCUGGGGCGUUGAUGGGAUUAUAACCGACUGGCCACAUCAACUUGUCAGAUGGGCUGAGCUGAACAAACUCAACACUGCACGCAAGUUUGAUCAUCAUGUUGUAAACCAGUGUCUCGCGGAACACAACCAGCUUGUAUAA